Messenger RNA from Pundamilia nyererei, 11860 nucleotides. It is a transcript of the gene kif21b, whose product is annotated as kinesin family member 21B. The record is from RefSeq and is a predicted model, not a curated record. Gene Ontology annotation, biological process: microtubule-based movement; mitotic spindle organization; spindle elongation. NCBI's taxonomy places the organism in Eukaryota, Metazoa, Chordata, Actinopteri, Cichliformes, Cichlidae. The coding region runs from base 362 to 5413 and encodes 1683 amino acids. Gene Ontology annotation, molecular function: microtubule motor activity; microtubule binding; ATP binding. The transcript is spliced from 34 exons. Gene Ontology annotation, cellular component: microtubule associated complex.
GCUCAGAGAAGCGGUGUGGCUGCAGAGAGACGCUCGUAUGCUUCCCUCACAGGCACUUUAAACAGGAUGUAGCGUCUGAGCUAGACCACGGAGAGAAAAAAGCGAAAGAAAAAAAAGAGAGCGGGUUAAGCACUGCUAUGUGACACACGCCAGAGAGACAGCGAUGACCGCCACGGCACAGGAGAAAAAGAGGACAGGAGUCCAGAUGAGGCACCUCACCCCCGGCAGGUCUUGACGGCUGCUCCCGCUGACCGGAGACCCCCACCUCCACCGCCACGGCCGCAGCAGCAGUGCACGGUUUACGCACACUGAAAACACAACAUUACCCGAAAUAUUUCACCCGUGAACCUUGAAAGCAGCCAUGGGGAGCCAGGGAGACUGCUGUGUGAAGGUUGCGUUGAGGAUUCGCCCUCAGAUGGCCAAAGAGAAGAUAGAAGGCUGCCACGUGUGCACGUUGGUCACACCCGGAGAGCCUCAAGUCCUCCUGGGAAAGGACAAGGCCUUCACCUAUGACUUUGUGUUCGACAUUGACUCAGAGCAGCCCCACAUCUACCAGAACUGCGUGUACAAGCUCAUCGAGGGCUGCUUCGAGGGCUACAACGCCACCGUGUUCGCUUACGGUCAGACGGGCUCAGGGAAGACGUACACCAUGGGGACGGGUUUCGAUGUAAGCCUGAGCCCACAGGAGCAGGGCAUAAUCCCGCGGGCUGUUCAUCAGCUGUUUGAGGGAAUCCAGGCCAGGAGGAUGCGCGCCCAGGAGGCCGGCGCCCAGCCACCGGACUUUAAAGUCAGCGCCCAGUUCCUGGAGCUGUACAAUGAAGAGAUCUUGGACUUGUUCGAUGGAACCAGAGAUCCAGAGAGUCGCGGUAGGAAGUCCGCCAUAAAGAUCCACGAGGACGCCAGUGGCAGCAUCUACACCACGGGAGUCACUUCCAGAUUGGUGCACUCAGAGGACGAGCUGCUUCAGUGCCUGAAACUCGGCGCUCUGUCCCGCACCACUGCCAGCACUCAGAUGAACGCCCAGAGCUCCCGCUCGCACGCCAUCUUCACCAUCCACCUCUGUCAGAUGCGAGUCUGUCAGCAGCAAAUGCAGAACGGUGGAGGAGGGCAGAAUGGAGAGCUGAACGGUGGUGUGGAGUCUGGCCCGAUCUCCCAGCCAGAGUAUGAGACACUGAUGGCCAAGUUUCACUUCGUGGACCUGGCUGGCUCCGAGAGGCUGAAACGCACAGGCGCUACAGGAGACAGAGCCCGCGAGGGAAUCUCUAUUAAUUGCGGACUUCUGGCUCUGGGAAAUGUGAUCAGUGCUUUAGGCGAUCAGACCAAGAAGGGCGGACACGUCCCAUACCGAGACUCCAAACUUACCCGACUGCUUCAGGACUCGCUGGGAGGGAACAGUCGUACGGUCAUGAUCGCCUGCGUCAGCCCGUCAGACCGGGACUUCAUGGAGACGCUGAACACGCUGAAGUACGCCAAUCGCGCCCGAAACAUCAAGAACAAGGUGAUGGUGAACCAAGACAAGACGAGCCAGCAGAUCAGCGCCCUGCGCGCCGAGAUAGCCCGACUUCAGAUGGAGCUGAUGGAGUACAAGGCGGGGAAGCGUGUAGCCUGUGAGGAAGGGUCAGAGGGCUACAGUGACCUGUACCAGGAGAACACCAUGUUGCAGAGAGAAAAUGACACCCUGCGUCUCAGGGUGAAAGCAAUGCAGGAGACCAUCGACCACCUCAACUCACGCGUAACGCAUCUGCUGGCCAAUGAGGUCAGCACUCUGCUCGCCAAGUCAAGCGAGGGCAACGAGGAGAUCGGGACUCUAAUACAGAACUAUAUCCGAGAGGUUGAAGAACUCAGAACCAAACUUCUCGAGAGCGAGUCCAUGAACGAGUCGUUACGGCGACAAGUGGGCCGGCUCUCCUCCCGUUCCCCGUUCCCCACCUCCACUCUCAGCCCCGCCCCCGGUCACCCCCCGGGUUCUUCGCCUGCUCCCAUGUCUAUGGAGGCGGAGAUGACGGACGUGCUACGCCGGGCCAAGCUGGAUAUCGAGAGACUGAAGAAGAAAGAGAGGAGGCAGAGGAGGAUGAGCCCAGAGUUGGAGAAAGGUCUGAAGAAACGAGUAAAGCUGCACACUCAGGAGAACGGCGAGAACGGGCAGGGCGGGGAGAACGGGCAGAACGGAGAGAUCGAUUCAGAUGAGAAUUACACCGAGGACAUCAUGUCUCCACUGCAGGAGGAGAGUGGCUGCGAUGACGAGGAGGGGGAGGACGAAGAGGAGGGUAGGGAGGAAGAGGAUGACUUUGACAGUGAUGAGAGCCUGGUGGAUUCGGACUCAGACUCGGAUGAGAAAGCCAACUUCCAGGCGGACCUGGCAGACCUGACCUGCGAGAUUGAGAUCAAGCAGAAGCUGAUAGAUGAGCUGGAGAACAGCCAGCGGAGGCUGCUGAUGCUAAAGCUGCAGUACGAGGAGAAGCUCAUCCUGCUGCAAAACAAGAUCAGAGACACGCAGCUGGAGAGAGACCGCGUGCUACAGAACCUCAUGACCAUGGAGAACUACACGGAGGAGAAGGCCAACCGGAUCAAGCAGGAGUACGAAAAACGCCUCAAGGAGAUGAAUCGCGACCUGCUUAAGCUACAGACGGCACAGAAGGAGCACGCACGCCUCCUCAAGAACCAGGGGAGGUACGAACGGGAGCUGAAGAAGCUCCAGGGCGAGGUCAACGAGAUGAAGAAGGCCAAGGUGGCGCUGAUGAAGCAGAUGAAGGAGGAGCAGCAGAGGAGGAGGAUGGUAGAGGCGAAGAGAAACCGUGAGAUAGCCCAGCUAAAGAAGGAGCAGCGCCGGCAAGAGUACCAGAUUCGUGCGCUGGAGUCUCAGAAGCGGCAGCAGGAGCUGGUGCUGCGCAGGAAGACUCAGGAGGUGACCGCCCUGCGGCGCCUGGCCAAACCAAUGUCAGAUCGAGUGGCUGGACGAGUGGCCCGCUGGAACCAGACUCCCCCGGUUACGGACUCUGGAGCUGAGUUAUCAGCGAGCACCACGGCGAGCAGCUCUGAGCCCGAGACUGCGAGGACCGUAAGCGGUCUGGUGCGGCAGUGGAACAACAAGAACAGCGUGUACGGAUAUCUGGGAGAGAGCGAAGGCAGCAUGGACGGAACACGCGUCAUCGGCAGUAGAAAGAAGUUGCCGCGUAAGCCAGCCGGCCUGGGCAACAGUGGAGCUGCAGGCAGAACCAGCAGCAUUUCAAAGUCUGCACGUCAGAAGUGGCAAGCUCUCGAGCGUCGAAUCACGGACAUCGUCAUGCAGAGAAUGACCAUCGCAAACAUGGAAGCCGACAUGGAUCGCCUUAUCAAGAAGCGAGAAGAGCUGACGGCCCAACAGGAAGCGCUCUCACAUAAGAGAGAGGUGCUGAUGGCGGACGGGGAGGGGCCAGAAGCUGAGGACCGCCUCCUUCAGGAAAUUAACGAGGAUAUUGAGGUGCUGAACGCCAAUAUAGACUACAUCAACGACAGCCUGUCUGACUGCCAGGCCACCAUUGUACAGAUAGAGGAGACCAAGGAUGAGCUGGACUCAGUGGACACCUCAGUGGUGAUCAGUUCAUGCUCCUUGUCUGAAGCACGCCACCUGCUGGAUCACUUCCUAAAGGCUUCCAUAGACAAGAGUUUGCAGGUGGCUCAGAAGGAGGCUCAAAUCAGACUGCUCGAAGGCCAGCUGAGACAGACAGAUGUGAUUGGCUCGUCCCACAAUCACAUGAUCCUCGAUGCCCUAAGAGAAAAGGCUGAGUGCAUCCCCGAGCUCCAGGCUCUCAUCCACAACGUACAGCAGGAGAAUGGUUAUGCGAGCACAGAUGAGGAGCCCUCUGAAUUCAGCCAAGCCUCCGACAGCAGCGUGUCUCAGAUGAAAGAAUCGAACAGCCAAGAUGACUUCAAAACAAAAUUACAGCAGAUGGAGCCCCGUCUCUCAGCUCAGAUGAAGGCGGUGUCAGCAGAGUACCUCGGUCCAAUCCUGGACCCCUCAUCCGGCAGCAAACCGCAAUACAUCACCAAGUCUCUGGCUUCACUGACGGACAUCCAGGAGGACGGCCUGAGUCUUGCUCCAGGGAGCCUUGGGCUCAGCCUGGCAUUAAGAGACACGUAUCACAGGGACCGGGUAUCCCGCACCAUCAGCUUGCCUGUGAGGGGUCACACCUUUCCCAGGCAGUCUCGGGGCUAUGACACUUCCCCCCUAACCAGAAGGAAAUCUUACGACCGUGCGUACAGGCCGACUGAUGGCUACACUCCCCCCUCCUCCCCUCCUCUGAGGACCAGGAACGACCGCAACGUCUUCUCGAGGCUCACCAGCAACCAAACCCAAGGUUCUGCUCUGGACAAGUCGGAUGACAGCGACUCCUCGCUCUCAGAGGUGCUCAGGGGUGUGAUCAGUCCCAUCGGAGGUGUGAAGGGGGGUCGAACUGCACCCCUGCAAUGUGUUUCUGUAGCCGAGGGCCACUCAAAGCCAGUGCUGUGUGUGGACGCUACAGAUGAGCUGCUCUUCACUGGAUCUAAAGAUCGCACCUGCAAGAUGUGGAACCUGGUGACAGGUCAGGAGAUCGUCACCCUCAAAGGCCACCCAAACAAUGUCGUGUCUGUCAAAUACUGCCCCUCCUCCUGUCUGGUGUUCUCUGUGUCCACCUCCUACAUCAAGGUGUGGGACAUCCGCGACGCGGCCAAGUGCGUCCGGACGCUCACCUCCUCAGGGCAGGUGGUUUCAGGUGAUGCGUGCGCCGGCACCACCACCCGCACAAUUACCUUUGCUCAGGGCGAGUGUCAGAUCAACCAGAUAGCUCUCAACCCGUCAGGAUCAGUGCUCUAUGCUGCUGCUGGAAACACUGUUCGCAUCUGGGACCUCAACAGGAUGCAAGCGAUGGGGAAGCUGACAGGCCACAUCGGCUCUGUCAUGUGUCUCACUGUGGGGCAGUCUCUGCUGGGCAAAGAUCAAGUAAUCACUGGCUCCAAAGAUCAUUAUGUCAAGGUGUUUGAUGUGGCAGAGGGAACUCUGGGAAACGUAGGUCCAGCUCAUAACUUUGAGCCUCCACAUUAUGACGGCAUCGAGUGUUUGGCUGUGCAGGGAGACGUGCUGUUCAGUGGAUCGAGAGACAACGGCAUCAAGAAAUGGGAACUGGAGCAACAGGAGCUCACACAGCAAAUCCCAAACGCCCACAAGGACUGGGUGUGUGCUCUUGCAUAUGUACCAGGAAGGCCCAUGCUGCUGAGCGGCUGCCGCGGCGGCAUGCUGAAAGUGUGGAACGUCGACAACUUCACUCCCAUUGGAGAGAUCAGAGGUCACGAGAGCCCCAUUAAUGCCAUAUGUACCAACUCAAGACAGAUCUUUACUGCUUCCAGCGACAAGACGGUGAAGAUCUGGCUGUCAAAGGUGUGGAGGAAGAGGUGAGAACCGGCGGGACGGCGGUUCCUUUGUCAGCCAUUUUUCCACAACUUGAGCCACUGAUCUGUGACCUGCUCGCUUCUACCACAGAAAUGUGACACUGAAAUCACAGUUUCCAAGGCGAUCGGAGUGUCUUUUUUUGUCCUUCUUUGUCACAAGGCAACACGACAAAGCCGAGGUGAAAUAUGUAGUCAAAAGAAAAAGUCUUUGCCUUUCAGAUUGUUUUUUACUGCCAAUUUGAAAGUGCCAUUCAAAUGUGGUGCUACUUGGAAAAGAUAAACAGCAUCGUGCCUGGCUGUGUGUGUGCAUCAGGCAAAAAGGGAUUCUCUCCUGACAUGAAAACUACUGCAACUUGGUGUCAAAUAAAUGAAAAAGUGUCCUUCUGUUCCUUCAAACAGUGAGCUGGACCUGCUCAGAGACAUGUGUAUUCAUGCAUCUGUUGUUUGAAAAUUAAGACACAGCCUGAAUUUAAAAAAAAAAAAAAACAAAACCCCAAGAGGGACGCUAAAGAACUGAGACCUGUGUUCAUCCAUUCGGGAGCGUUGUGGCUGUUAGGACGCUGAACACAAGUGGACAAUCAUACUGUGUGUUCACAGCAGUGGAUCAACAGACUAUCUUGGAAAUACCAUCACUUAGUCUUCUGCUUUUGACUGUGUUUUCUCCCUUUACGAUCAACUUCCUCUCACUAUCUUAGUGGAACUUUAUUGUUUUUCAUUUUUGUAAUAUCUUGUGUUAAUUUAUUAUUUUCCCUACCUCAGUUGUUUUGGACUUACAGUAUGAGGUGGGAGUGAACAUUUUUACGGGUCUCCGUGUACAAAAACACCUGGUGCUCCACAUAUUGAAGUCUUUUUUUCUUUAAUGCUCUGAGUAGCUCCUGGUCUCUGUGUGGAUUUGUCCUCUGUGGGCCUCGGGUUAUCAGACUGUCUGGCUGCUGACCUUGCAAAUAGGAAACACGUCCAGUAGCACAACCGAGGUAGCACUGGUCCUGGAGGACCCGAACAGACUUUAUUAUCUGCUCUGUGAAGUGCUAACUGCGGCAAAAAUAAGAAACACCCCUGCAGAUGCACACGACACAAACAGAAGACACUCCUCACACGUUCUUGAGUGCCGCAUCGAGGGCAGAGAGCCAGAUCAUUAUCCAAACCAACCUUCAGUGUGUGUGGCUCAUACCUGCCAUUUAUCCUCGACGCAAAGCAUAAUAGGAGCGCUACUCGUUUCCCCCGGCCUUUUUUCCUGCUCCACUCUGAUCUUUGAGGUUAGUAAGAGUGUCAGACUGACCAGCCUUACUGAGGAGUCCACCUCUUUCCCAGCUACUUCUCCAGGAAGCCAAUUUAAUUAGAGGUCUCGCAGCUCUCACCAGCUUUUCAGGCAAGAUUACUUGGGUGAAAGUAGGUCAUAACUGAGAGGGAUUUAUUAUUAACAUCCCAAUUUUCUUCCACCCACUAUUUGCUGCUAUACUUACAGACAGGAAUAAACUUCCUAUACCUGUGCACUGAUGUACAAAUCUGUUUAUGUGGCAGAUUAUGUGUGUGGGCAGCACAUACAUAUGCACAAACUGUGGACACACACAAAUAGACAAUUUCAGAGGAUGUUUCGGUUAUCCAUCUUGCCUGAUAGGUCCUGACGUCCCUCACUGUGUUGAUUUAGUGUCUCUUUAAUGAAACGGAUUCAGCACUGCCAUGUUCCACUGAGACAAACGUACACGUCCAUACAUGUCGACGGGUGACAGCGACUCUUUAAAGUCAUUUAAAAAUCUCCUUUGUUUUUUUUUGUCUGACACCUUAAAAUGGCAAGCAUUCACAUCUAUUAACUUUUCCUGUACUGCUCCAAAAUGACAAGAGCUUCUUUUAACACAUAGAUGUCUUACCGUUCAAUUACAAAAAAACAGCAACACACAAUUCACACUCUCUUAGUAUUACAGCUAAGCUUCGUUCAGUUAGGCAAUAUCACUCGGUUUGUUAAAAAAAUAAUAUAUUGGUGAUUUAGUGCACUUUUCCUUAUAAAAGACCCAGAGACAUACAGUAUGUAGUUGAGUUAAGUGAUGCUGGGAUCAUAAAACAGUGUUCACGUUCAAAAGCGUGCUGAGAGUAUGAAGUGCUUUCAGCAGGCUUUCUAUCAACUCUGCUCUGAUACGUGAGUAUGUUCUGCUGCUGUUUCAUGUGUCCAACAUGAGUUUGAAGCUGCUUACACUCCAAAAACAGUGACAUGCAGAAGUUUGAGCACCCCCUUUAAAAAUGUCUAUUAGUGCCAAUGGCUUGGCAAGUAAUGUUUGUAAAUUUUUAUUUUAGCGUUUUUUUUGCAAAAAAAGGUUUCCCCAGCCACUGACUUAAACAUAAGACCAAAGCUCGAUUUAUUGACUUAAGUAUUAAUUUUUUUCAUCCAACCAACUGAGCACUCAAAGCUUUUUCUACAAGUUUCAUUCAGAAAAUUCACUUUCUACCACUGACACAGAGUCACACUCCAGUGGCACAUUGUGGCUAACUUCAGUAUCUUGGCCAGGGUUUUCCCGGCACGUGGACUGAAGGAGUCAGGGAUCGAGCCACUGACUUUCUGAUUGGUAGACAGCCCACUUUACCACCUGAACUCUCCCCAGACGUCUUUAUACACUGUGACCGCAAACUUCUGUUGUGACUUCAUCGGUCCACCAGACUUCUCUUUAGGAUUUCUAGACCUCAACUUAACCAUCCAUCGUUCCUUUUAACCACCAUCUCUCAUUUAUGUUUACUAACUGACCGCCUCCUCAAAAACACUUUCCUAUCUUCUUAUAGCUGUUGCUGUGUGGGCAUCAAUUAUUUACAUUUUUAGAGUGCUAGGCAGCUGCUGAAGGAGGACAGUGACUGCUCUAGUGUUGGAGCAUGAGUAUUUGCAAAGCCUUUAAUAAUUUGCAUCAUCAUCAAGCCACGGCCCAAACGACAGAACUAAGGUCUGAGAUCUCAGAUCUCUUGGGAUGCUCAAACUUUUGCGUGCCACUUUAUCGGGGUUUUGGAGUUCUUUUUUUUAGGUGGGGAGGUUGUAAUGAAUGCAAACAUUUUUAUGGGGUCAGUAUGAUGAAGCAUUCUUGGGUGUUAUUUUUGCUAUGAUUAGAAACUCAGGUAAAGGUUGAAGGAUAAUAUUAGUCAUAACUUGACCCUGUGAAUUUAGCUAGCUUUUUGAAUCAAACAAAUGCCUUGUUUGACAGAUUUUUUUACUUUGAGAAAAAUGGUACUGUCAGUCUGUAAAAUAGCCAUUUUCAUGUUUUGAUUUUGCAUCUGAUUCCCUUUACUUGUUAUCUUUGUACUGUGCUUUUGUGUACAGAGCGUACACAGUUAAGAUAGCAUCUUCCCAAUUUGGCCAAAGAAGAAGAUGUGCACUGAAUUUUGACCAUAAAUAUGUACAAAAUAGGGUAUUUGUAUAGUAGUUUGAAUAUAAAACUGGACUGAGUGUUGAAAAAUGUGAUCAGUGGGGUAAUUAAACUCCCAAACUAACAAGUUGUAUACUUUGACUCCACCGUACACUAUGUAUUUAUCUGUGCCAAUUAGCCAAACUGACCCUGCUCACCAGGUUGGUGAUGUGUUUCACAUGGUAAUAAUGCUGAGAAAGGAUUUAGCUCAUUUUUCAAAACAUCUCCAUAUUUCUAUUUAAUGCUAGGAUCUUGUAGUUCUGUAGCUUUAGGCACUCUCUGUGGUGCCCUGUGCUUGUACAUUUUCUGAACGAUGCAGAUGGUGCUGAUCAGAAGUCCAGAAACACCUUUGGGGGGAAGGGGUAAUUUAAAUGAUGUACACCUGAAUCAAAAUCUCCUAAAUGUCUGAAUUUGGACUUGUUGACUGUUAAUGCGUCACGCAAAAGAUGCAAUACAAAAAUGAUGACUCUGCAUAAAAUCUACUCAGAGAGUUAUUAUAAACAUGCAGAAGCAAUAAACUAUCAUCUGACCUUGGAUCAGCCCAACCUUGAGUUGCCCCAAACUCUGAGACUUGUACUUCAGCAUCACUUCAUUACUUGACGAUGUGUAAAUAGUUGUGCCAAUUACUUUUAACGUAUUACAGAGGAGAUGCCAUUGAGAUUAAGUGUCGCUCCUUUCUCAUUGGCUGACUUCAGCUGAAUCUCUGAUAGCUAGAUUUAGUCAUACUUUGAAAAUGAACACAAGGCUGUUUUGCAGCUAUGUAAUUAAGCCAUGUUUUAGACUCAGUUUACAAAGAAAAGCUCCAGCCAUGAAAAACAUACUGAAAAGAGGACAUCCAUUUAGAUCUGUAGUAGGAGUAGAAAUGAGUAAUAAUAAUGUUUCUGCUGAUAUAUUAUGUAAGAUAAUAAUUCUGUCAUAAAAAAGACAGAUCCCUGUUGUCCAUUUUUUUUAUAAUCAUGGGAAGAAGAAGUUGUAGAUUUUUAUAGCUCCAGCUGAUAUGUUGCUUAAUCUGUAAAACCCAUUAAUCUGUAAUCAAUAGGAAUCUUCCUAAAGACUAAUUUUGCUAGUAAGUUAGAUGAGAUAAAAUAAUAACAUUGGCCAGACAUAUUUUGUGUGGAGCCAUAUGAAACCGUUAAUCAUGUUUAAUUGUUAUCAGUUAGUAUUUCAAAUUUACUUAUCUGUAUAGCACUUUCUGCCAUGUAUAAUGUUGCAAAAACAAAAAGUAUUUUGCAGUGGUGGCUAACCUUUGGCUAACCUUAGCAGGGCUAGCUACAGUAGCGUUGGGCUCUUCCUAGCGUCCACAUUCCAGUGCACAAUAUCGUUGCACAUCACGUCAGAUGCCUGGUUACUUUCCAGUUUAUCGUGACAAAGCUGACAUACAGUCUCUCUUAAUUUAGUUUUUUAAAAUUCUGCACAACAGCACUGGCUAGCAUGGUUAGCACCAGAUGCCACGGUGGCGCAGCAAGUUCUUUGAACCAGUUAUUGCCGUUGUACAUGAAGAAAAAAAGGACAAUACAUUUAACUGACUAGCACUGAUUAGCAAGAGCAGCAAUAUUUAAAUGUCUAGUCGACUAGUUGCACAUCUUGUUAAACAUUAAAUAUCCAAAAGCAGCACCCCCAGUGUUAGUUAAAAAAGCAAAGCUGCGAACAACAAAACAAGCGCUCACACAACCAUUUGCUGAGCCCCACUACAAGUUAGUGUUGGUACAUGUUCACAGUUUAUAUUGAUAGCUGUGGAAAUCCACAGCUAUAUAUAAGGACAUACUUGGACAGGCGUCACAGUGGUUUGAUUUAUUUUUAUCUAUUCUUGCAAGGUCAUUUUCUUUUGCUGCAGAAAAUGUAACAAAAACCCAGCGAGCAAAUCUGAUGCUCUUUAAAACAGGUUUCAGUGCUCAUUUCCCUCCAAACCAAAUAAAGAUGAGGGCAGAGCUGCUUUUGUUACUCUUUGCUCUCAUUGCUGUAGUUGUUCCAGUUCUGAACAGGUAUUUUUGUAAUGUAGCCCUACACAAUGUGAAAUUGUCAUUUGGUUUAGGAAAUAAUGCUAGGGUACUUCUGUAGGUGGUAAACUGCUUACUUGCUACUGUCAUUUACUUCUGUAAAGGAUAAAAUAGACAGUGCUACUAUUAUUAUCUCUUUACACAGGAUAUUGAUCACAGUAGAGGCCCGUUCACAAUAUUUUAGCAUGUUUACAAAUCCAAAUUCGCUUUUUCUUAUUACAUUUUUGAAACUAUGACUUGGUCUGUUGCUGUUUUGGUGGUGGGGCUUAGCAAAUGGUGAAUUGACUGAAUACAAAAUAUAAAUCUAUUAGUUUUCACAGGCAAGAAAAUUCAACAUAGGACUACAGAACAGAUUGGAGAGUCAAGCUGCCAGUCAGACCAAUCGUGUGAUUACCACCUUUAGCCCUUUGUUUCCAGCCCAGCCGUCUUAUGACUGUAUGGGGGGGAAAAAAACUCAAGUAGUCAGUCUCUCAGCAUUAGCCUCAUGCCUCAUCCAACAGGCCUUACUGCCUUAUCAAACAGAAGGUGCACGUAGGACAUUGAUAAUCAUUCGCCAAAUAUCCUGAAUCUCUGAUGACUGUAGAUUGUCCUACAGAUUGUGGAAUUCUGUUCUUAGUGAGUCACCGUCUCUGCUUGCUUUAUCAUUAUGGCUGAAAAAGACUUUCAACUUUGCCUCAGGCUGCUGAGAGGAUAGGAUCGUGUCUAGGCACAAUCAAGAGGGCACUUUACGGCUCUGCUGCUUGUCAGUGAAUCUCUAUCACACACCAACACACGUCUCCUCUGCAGCGGCUCGAGUGCUUUUUUUCUCCUGGUGUGUGUAGCAUGGUAACAAUAUGUGGCAGUGUCUGUGAAAAAUGUACUUGUGGGACAUUCAUGCAGGGUCAAAGGUCAUGUGUGCCUUUUAUUGCACAGACUACUCCCUCUUAAAUGACUGUAAAUAUCUGUACUUUUUUUUUAAUAUAUAUAUAUGAUAAUGUGCAUGCAACCAACCCAUGUAAAAUAGGUUUGAACUGUAAAUAAUGUAAAUAAAUAUUUAAAGAAGGAUCCAGUGUUUCCUCAAGACAAUAAAUCAGUUCA